Messenger RNA from Cyclopterus lumpus (lumpfish), 2743 nucleotides. RefSeq names its product IST1 factor associated with ESCRT-III (gene ist1). NCBI's taxonomy places the organism in Eukaryota, Metazoa, Chordata, Actinopteri, Perciformes, Cyclopteridae. The transcript has 10 exons. The record is from RefSeq and is a predicted model, not a curated record. Bases 140 to 1192 code for a protein of 350 amino acids. Gene Ontology annotation, biological process: protein transport.
GUGAAGACCCCGCCCUCUCGAGGUAUUAUUCCUAUGACGUCACGACAGAUCAUUACAGAAGUAAACGGACAGCUCCCUGACAGAAACCCAAAUAAGUUGGCGUGUACGCUUGGCUAAUACUUCUAGGUCGUCUGUAAUCAUGCUGGGAGGAGGCUUCAAAGCAGAGAGGCUGAGAGUCAACCUCCGGCUGGUCAUUAAUCGUCUCAAACUCCUUGAGAAAAAGAAAACCGAACUUGCGCAAAAGGCAAGGAAGGAGAUCGCAGAUUACCUGUCAUCAGGAAAGGAUGAGCGGGCUCGGAUCCGUGUGGAGCACAUUAUCAGAGAAGACUAUCUGGUGGAAGCCAUGGAGAUCCUGGAGCUCUACUGUGACCUGCUGCUGACUCGCUUUGGCCUCAUUCAGUCUAUGAAGGAACUGGACCCUGGUUUACAGGAGGCAGUGUCCACCCUCAUCUGGGCAGCACCUCGUCUCCAGGCAGAGGUGUCUGAGCUAAGAACUGUAUCUGAGCAGCUUUGUGCAAAAUAUAGCAAGGAGUACGGCAAGCUGUGCAGGACAAACCAGAUUGGGACAGUCAACGAUAGGCUGAUGCACAAACUGGGUGUGGAGGCCCCUCCUAAGAUCUUAGUGGAGCGCUACCUGAUAGAGAUUGCCAAGAACUAUAAUGUGCCAUAUGAACCUGAUGCCAUGGUCCGGCCGGAGGUGUCUCCUGGAGAGGAGGCAGACCUGAUUGACGUGGACACUGACAGGAAGUCUGGAAGAGGAGGAGGAGGUAGUGGUGGUGGUGGUGGAGGAGGUGGUAAUUUCACUGCUCCUCCUGGUGCUUAUCCUAUGCCCAUGCCCAUGCCAACAGCUUUCAACUAUCCAUCUCCUAAAGGACCCGAACCGUAUAACAAUCCCGUUGGAACCUACAACAACUUCCAGCACCCUAUGGGAGGAGGGCAGCCCCCUCAGCUGCCCUCUUGUCCCCCCACGUACGAGUCUAUUGAUGACCUAACUGGCAAGCCAUCUGUUCCUUCCCAGGCUGUAGGUCCUGGCCCUUCAUCUCAGCUAUUUGACAACAACGCUCUCCCAGAACUCCCAUCUGUUCCCGACACGCUCCCCACAACUUCCUUCGGCAGAAAUGCCACCACCUCAGAUGACAUCGACUUUGAUGACUUAACGCGGCGGUUUGAGGAGCUGAAGAAGAAGACCUAAUUGCUUUAUCCCUGGUCUACUCACACACACACACACACACACACACACACACACACACACACACACACACACACACACACACAGAGAGGUGCUGUCAUUGACGCAGCUCAAAACCGGAAAUGAUUGGUAGUUCUUGCCCUUCCACAGUGAAGUAAUCUUGCAUAGAAAUUAAACAUUUAGUCUUACCUCAUUUAUAUAAAUAUGACUGUGGCAGUUAGCAGAAAUCUUAUUUCUGUUGACGGUAGCAGUGAGUUUUAAUUUCUUUUGGGCACAUAAUGUAUAUACAUACAAUCAUGUGGGUUUUGACUCCUGUUCACUACUCUUUAAGUUCACACAGACUUUUAACUUUUCCAGUUUGUUUAUUUAAUGUACUAUUUAACCAAACUUAGAUUGAAUUUGUUGCUUCUCCCUGGGUUUUUGGGGUGGAGGAGGGGAUGAAUAAAUAAUUGCAGGACAUGCCUUGAUUGUGCUUUCCACAUGCUUCGCUUUGAUCUUUGCCACUGUGUCCUGAGUCCAGUCUCAAAGUAGUCAAACAAGCCAGACUGGCCGGCCCAGUUUGACGGGGAGCCGGCUGGAAAUUGUUUUCUGAGACGAGACGCCAACAGCCUGCACUUUUUUCUUUUUUUUUUUUACAUAAAGGUAUGAAGAAAGAUUGACACCACAUUUUCAGUGACUUGAAGUGCUGCUUACACUUCAAGGUUCAUCCAUACCAGGAAAAAAAAAAGUGUACUGUGGGAGUCCUCUUGGGAAAGUCCACGGUGACGCAUGUCUAACCUGUUACAGGGGUGGUGGGGUGAUAAAACUGUAUGAAAACCUGUAAUAUUUUACAUUGAUAUAGAUGACAUAGUGACAGUUAAACUGUACAGGAAAACAAACAAAAAAUCCCUUUUGAAUCUCUGUCUUACCAAAUGCCUGCACCAUCUUAACGUUAAAGUACUUCAUUUACAAGCCAAUGUGUGCAAAGAGAGCAGCCACACAACCUCAUUUGAUUGAUUAGAUGUAAAUAUUGACCCCAGAGGGGUCAAUAUUUACAUUGUGUCUUAUACUUUCUCUGCACCACUGCAUUUGCCUUAGGUACCAUUUAUUAUCAGAGGCCUUGCCAGUCUGUCCUAUGAUUAUGUAUUUGUUUUUCAUCAAGCUAUGUUAUGUCUGGGUUUUAUUUAAUUAGAUUACAAAAUUUCCUUUGCCCAUAAACAAUCCUCUAAAAAGAGAGGUUGAUUUCCCGUGGAGAAAUGGGAGUCAGAGGGGUUUUGUUGUCGGACAGACGUGACGUGUCGCUGCAACCUAACCACACCCAGCUCUGCUUGCAUGGCAAAUGGGCGGUGGCCUUGAAUACAAUGAUUCAGCAAUAUCUGGAAAACAAAUAAGGCUUUCCUGUUGGUUGAGGAAAUAGAGAUGAUUAACACUACAGAACUGUGAUCUGCUGUCUUUUCUAUGAUAGACUGUUCUUUCAUGCGAAACAUUGACACUUCGUGUCUUGUUGCAAAAAAAUAGUUUUUUUCCACUGUAUACUAAAAUAACAAUUUAAUAAAAGAGUGUUUGGAACUGGAA